Molecule: messenger RNA, 1381 nt
Organism: Hirundo rustica (Barn swallow)
Lineage: Eukaryota; Metazoa; Chordata; Aves; Passeriformes; Hirundinidae
Gene: RGS18
Product: regulator of G protein signaling 18
Exons: 5
Coding region: 137-853 (238 amino acids)
Source: RefSeq, a predicted model, not a curated record
GCCACCAUCUCCCCUGGACGCAGGGCUGGGGCUGGCCAGGGCAGCCCAGGCUGCCGGAGCAUGUGAGAGCCGGAGCCAGUGUGGACCGGGGGCGAGGGAGCGCAGGGAACCUUGCCGGAAGCUUCUCUAGAGGAAGAUGGAGAACCCGCUCCUUUUAUUCCCUCAACUCAGCAUUUCUGCUUCGAAGGAUAAACCCUACUGCAAAGUCAUGAAAUCAGCAAUUAAGGACGAGCCACACAAGGCAAGCAAGCCUGGAGCUAAGCAGAAGAGAAAUAGGCUGAGCCUGCUCCUGCAGAAACCUGAAUUCCAUGAAGGUGAUCACCUUGGCAAACCUGGGAACCUGACAAAAGGAGCAAGUGUGUCUCCUGAAGAAGCAGUGGAAUGGGGAGAGUCUUUUAACAAACUGCUUUCUGAGAAAGCUGGGCUGGAUACCUUCACAAAGUUUCUGAAAACCGAGUUCAGUGAGGAGAACAUUGAGUUCUGGAUAGCCUGCGAGGAUUACAAGAAAAGCAAAAGCGCACAUGAACUUCUGCCAAAAGCCAAGACCAUUUUUGAAACAUUCAUACAGAAAGAUGCUCCAAAAGAGGUGAACCUGGACUUCCACAUCAAGGAACUGACGAGGCAGGGCAUGGGGCAGCCCCUGCGCGGCACCUUCGACGCUGCGCAGAGCAGGGUGUACCGGCUGAUGGAGCAGGACAGCUACCCCCGCUUCCUGAGCUCGGCCCUGUACCGCGGCCUGCUGCGGGGCCGCGCUCCCGGCCGCGCCCCGCCGCGCCGCCGCUCCCGCUCCUUCACCCUCAGCGACUUCCCGGGGCAGCGGCCGCGCCCCGCCGCGCCCUCAGCGCUCCCCUGAACGGAAACGAAACUGCUCCGCUCCCGCGGUAAUUUUAAAUUUUAAAUAAGUAAAUAAAUGGAUAAGACAACCGAUAGAAAUGAAAACAAAGAACUUUAGAAAUCUGGAAAUUUGGUAGAAACAGAAAUGAAGCGAAGGAUCUCGGCCCUGGCGCGCAGCUAGAAAGCACACCCUAAACUCGGAAAAAGCCACUUCUUUAAAUGUACUAGCUUGUUGCCUAUUCAUAAACUUCUUACAUAUUAUUCAAACCUUCUUUGUAGACGUUGGGUUUAACUUUCGACCUCCCCGCCAUUCUAUCAAUAUGUUUUACUUCUUCUGGUGGUUCUAUCUUGCCUCACUUUCUGGUAACAGAGGCAAUAAAUUCUUAUUUGGUGUUUGUCUUAUAUUGUCUGCGCUGUUAUCUUCAUCCAGAUAAGGUUAUUCAGGAAUGCGGGGAAUUUCCUGAUUAUUUUUCUUAUUCUUCUGGGAUAGUUACAAACAGCAUCUUACAUCACAUAGUUUCCAUUUUAAUAUUAUGCUACAACAUUA